Molecule: messenger RNA, 594 nt
Organism: Vespula pensylvanica (western yellowjacket)
Lineage: Eukaryota; Metazoa; Arthropoda; Insecta; Hymenoptera; Vespidae
Exons: 3
Coding region: 49-504 (151 amino acids)
Source: RefSeq, a predicted model, not a curated record
CUUAAUUCGAUAAGUUUGUAUAAAUAGGCCCCGGAAGACGUAAUUUACAUGCAUUUCAAAGACAUCUGUGAGAAUAAGAUAAGAGAAGAAAAAUUUGGGAAGACUAUUGUUUUACCGACGUAUCACCACGUUUACCACAGAUUUUUCAUCGAUUGGUUUCACGUGUACACGCUGGCACCUAGCUUAUUGGAAAAGAUAGAAAAGCAAACGCUGGAGGAUAUUAAAAGACAAAUUUCAAAUUGCUGUAUGAAAUUAUAUCAUCUGUGCAACUAUAUUUCAAGAGUAAUGCACGAUGACGCGAACGACGUUGUAGAAAUUUUAUUUAAUUUGAACGAGAAAGUACCUCAAUAUCUUCCCGAAAGUACCGUAUUGGAAUUUUUGUUAAACGCAAAGUCAAGCGUAUUGAAGACCGUCGAGAAUUAUUUACGUAUUUACAGAGACGUACCAUUCAUAGAAUUUUACGAUGGUAAUCGAAUUUACAUUAAUUUCCAUCUUUUAUUCUAGUUUUACAUUAUUCCACGCGAAGAAGCGCGAUUCGGACCAAAGGGUUUGACAGAUUCCGGCCUUGAAUAAAAACGAUUAUUUAUUAGAGAA